Sclerotinia sclerotiorum 1980 UF-70 is the source of this 1179-nucleotide messenger RNA. RefSeq lists its product as hypothetical. The coding region runs from base 1 to 1179 and encodes 392 amino acids. Gene Ontology annotation, molecular function: monoatomic cation transmembrane transporter activity. Lineage: Eukaryota; Fungi; Ascomycota; Leotiomycetes; Helotiales; Sclerotiniaceae. The record is from RefSeq and is a predicted model, not a curated record. Gene Ontology annotation, cellular component: membrane. Gene Ontology annotation, biological process: monoatomic cation transport; transmembrane transport. The transcript is spliced from 2 exons.
AUGGCAGCUCUCACCACUACUCAAACGCGCUCACACGCCGGUCACUCUCACCAUCAUCACCAUCAUGAUAAUACAUACCUUACCUCGACGAAUAAGAACGAUGCCGGUGUGCGGAUUACUCGAAUUGGCCUUUACUCGAACUUGGGUAUGGCCUUAGCCAAAGGGGUAGGGGGAUACAUGUUCAAUUCUCAAGCUAUGUUGGCAGAUGCAUGGCAUAGUGUCACUGAUCUUGCUAGUGACGUCCUCACAUUGGCGACAGUGUCCUGGAGUCUCAAACCUCCGACGGAACUCUUUCCAACAGGCUUUGGAAAGGUCGAGAGCUUAGGGUCCUUGGGUGUCAGUGGCAUGCUUCUUUUUGGAGGGAUGUUCAUGUGCUUGAACAGCUCAGAGAUUCUCUAUGCGCAUUUCUUCUUGGAUGCUCAUGCGGCCGCGGAAGCAGCCGCACAUGCACAUGGCCACAGUCAUAGCCACGGGCCAUUGCUCCCCAGUUUACAUGCUGCUUGGUUAGCUGCUGGUACAAUCAUCAUCAAAGAAUAUUUAUAUCAAGCAACGAUGAAAGUCGCACGAGAUAGGAAGAGCACGGUUCUAGCAAGUAAUGCGGUUCACCACAGAGUCGACUCCCUGACUGGUAUCGUUACCCUUUUCGCGAUUCUCGGAGCAAAUUUUCUACACUCGGCAGCUUGGUUAGAUCCUGUUGGAGGAUUUCUCAUAUCACUACUCGUUAUCAAGGCUGGAUGGGGCAAUACUAUAUCAGCGCUAUACGAAUUGGCAGAUAGAGGGAUUGAUCCUGAGAUUAAAGAGUCCGUCACGAAGGCAGUGAAGAAGAGUCUCGUCGAUUUAGCAGAAGGAUCAGAAGUGGAGUUACGGGAAGUUGAGGGUAUCAAGUCCGGACAGAACUACCUGAUAGAGCUCCAACUUGCUGUGCCCAAAGCAUGGACAGUUGAAGAUGUUAGAGAAGUUGAAGACAGUGUCAGACAAAUGGUUGGCUCCAAGGUCCGAGGUGUUCGACGAGUUAAAGUACGUUUCGUACCAAAGGAUGAAACUAAACCUUCCCUUUUCGACGAGUUCAUCCCUGGAAAUGUGAGUCCACGAGAAAGUCCCGAACCUGAAUUUAACGAUCACGACCACGAUCACCACAAUGGACACGCCCAUAGCCAUGACAAUAAGAAAACCUUAUAG